CCGUUGCUAGCGCCGCGUCGCGCCCACCUGAGUGGCCGAAGUGAGGUUCGCGAGUCUUUGGGUCGCGACGGGAAGGAUUGAAGCACCCUCUCUGCGCCUGCGCGCUCCGUGCCUGCGACGCAAACCCGGCCUCACCUUUUGCUGCCCGAAGCGAGAGAUUAUCGCAGUGCUGGUUUCUCCGUCCAGAAGACCCCCCUCCCAGUCCUCUGUAGCUCCUGGUAGUGCCCUGACCGCUGUUGCCACCGUCCUUCAGAGAGCAACGGAAGAGCUUCCCGGAGGGCGAGGAAAAGAGGGAAAGUAGCCAGCAAUGUCGAACGCAAUGUAUAAUAAGAUGUGGCAUCAGACCCAAGAAGCCCUCAGUGCUUUACUCGAUAAAGAGACUCAGAAGAUGAUUGAACCACAAAGAAAUCAGGUUCUCAUCUUUCAAACAUUAGCCACCUUCUACAUAAAGUAUGUGCAGAUCUUUAGAAACCUGGAGAACGUCUACGACCAGAUCGUCCACCCCCAGAAACGAAUACUGAUCAGGAAAGUCCUGGACGGGGUGAUGGGCCGCAUCCUGGAGCUGAAGAACGAGAUGGUGGAGCUGGAACUCACGGAGUUCCAUUAUUUCGAUGAUAUCCUGCAGGAUCUCAAGCUGGCUCCCCAACAAUUAGAUAUUCCCAUACCCAAGUAUUUUUUGAAGGAGAAGUUGGAAGUAAUAAAAGGAAGAGAGAAAAUUCUUGCCCAGAUAUUAGCGGACAGCGGAAUAGAUACAUCUGACAUGAAAUACCCUGUAAAGGGUAUCCCUUUCGACGAGGCUGUUAAAUUAAUCCAAGUUGCUGAGAGGGCACGGCAAGGCCGCCUAAGGGCGUUAUUCAUGAAGCAAAUCUAUCUGCAAGAAUAUAGAGCAAAGCAAUCCAAGAUGCUUGGCAAGAAAGUGACAGAUACCUGGGCUGCUGCACUCCGCAUUCAGAAGGUUUGGCGACGUUUCCAUCAAUAUAAGGAAACUGAAAAACUGAGAGAAGAGGAGAUGAUCUUCCUGGGUAUGAAUCCACCUCCUCUCUUUAAUGAAGUCAGUGCUACAGUAAUCCAGGCUGAAAAGGUGGACUGCCUGCGGAAUGAGGUGCAGAUAAAGCAUGAAGAGGACUACAGGGAAGCCCUGGUUACCAUCAAGAAUGACCUAAAGUUGAUAGAAGGCCUGGACAUCAAGGAGAACCUUCAAGACCAGAUCUGGCAUUGGUUCAUCGAAUGCAGAAAUUUAACCGGGACAUUUCCUGACUACCCUGACAUUGAAGAAGGAGGAUCAGCUAUUAUUUUUUCUAACAAGACCAUACAACAGGUUAUUGAGGAUAUCAUUGCAAACCAAGAGGAAGAAGAAAAAAACGAAAAGAAGAAAAAGAAGAAAAAGGAAAAACAACCCAAGAAAGCCAAAAAACAAAAGAAAGGAACAAAGGAGAAAAAUAAGGAAGAAGAUGAAAAAUGGAAAAUGUCACCAAGUCUUUUUCUUCCUGCGAUGAAGGAAGGAUGUAACGCAUACAGAGGUACUGGUAGAAGCCCCGCUGUCAUCCAAGCUCAAGAAUCCAUCAACUCCUCAACGGUGCAGAGCAGUCACUAUCAAAAACCCCUUUUCACUUGCAUAUUCCUUCAACAAACAUUCAGCAUCUCCAGGGUGUCAGGUGCAGUGCUAGCCCGGAGAUAUAAAGAAAUCUGGAUGAAAAAAGAUGAGUCUUGGAAUUUCUCUCAGGACUAUGAUCCAGAACUGAUCAAAGAGGAGAAACGGAAAGAAUUAGAGUCAGAGAUCAGGGUACAGGUUGAUGAGUUGAUGAGACAGGAACUUAAAAACUUAAAGCUAGCUGUGGACAGAGAAAGGGAGCGCCCAGUGAAAGCAGGAAAGAAAAAGGACAAGAAGAAAGGAAAGAAAGGCAAAAAGAAAGAGAAAAAGGCAAAGAAGGAUAAAGAUCUGACAGCUGACAGGACCAUCGAGUCUCUGUAUAAGGAGCUGGUGGAAGAAGGAUUACUGAUCCAGGCUCUGAAAGUCAACCUCUCUGAUUACAUUGGUGACUACAGCUACCUGGGGACUACUCUUCGCCAGGUAUCCAUAGAACCCAUGCCCUCCCUCCUGGAUGUCAGACAGCUCAUCACGUUGUACGGAAUCUGGCCAUUAGGUUCUGCAGCAGUGCAUGAGAAAGCUCCUUUGGUGAAAUCGUUACUGUUAGCCGGACCGUCUGGGGUAGGGAAGAAAAUGCUGGUCCACGCCAUCUGCACCGAAACGGGAGCCAAUCUCUUCAACUUGUCCUCCUCUAACAUUGCUGGGAAAUACCCUGGCAAAAAUGGCCUCCAAAUGAUGCUGCAUGCAGUCUUCAAGGUGGCUCGACAGCUCCAGCCCUCCGUGGUGUGGAUUGAAGACACAGAAAAAACCUUCUACAAAAAAGUUCCCAACGCAGAAAAGAUGAAUGAACCUAAACGCCUGAAAAAACACCUUCCCCAAAUCCUGAAACUGCUGAAACCAGAUGACCGGAUUCUGAUUGUGGGGACCACACGGCGUCCCUUCGAUGCUGAACUCCAAUCUUUCUGCAAAGUUUACCAGAAAAUUAUUUUGGUGCCCAGACCAGACUAUGCUUCCAGAUACGUUCUGUGGAAGCAAAUCAUUGAACGCAAUGGAGGAGUCCUCACCAGUGCCUUGAAUGUCAGCUGCCUGGCGAAGGUCACUGACGGCUUCACCCAAGGACAUAUAGUCGAAGUGGUUAAAGGCGUGCUCACAGAUCAGAGAAUACGGCAGCAAAUUCAUAAACCUCUCACUGCAGUUGAGUUUAUUAUGGCGAUAGCCAGCAUGAAUCCAGUGUACAAAGAGGAAGAAGAGAGCUUUAAGAACUGGUAUGCCAAAACCCCUCUGGGUAAAAAACGUGCCUUGGCGAUAACAGGAGGCAGCGCAGAAAAGGCAAAGGACAAAGGGAAAAGGAAAGGAAAGAAAGAGAAAAAGGCAACAAAGAAAAAGUAAUGCCUUUCUGAAGAACCAUGCUUGAGUCUCUCUGGGAUGGAGAGGACCCCAACUCACCAAAGAAAAGAUUCACCAUUGCCCGCCUGAAGAAGCCCACAGGGGAAGGAAUUUAGCAGUGUGCAGGUGAGCUGAUGCCGCAAACCCGCUAACCACUGCGUGUGCUGUUAUGCCUUUCCCAGGCUGGACACCUAGCUGGGUGUUCGUCACAACUUUCCAUAGCUUUAAUCCACACCAAGUUUGUAUAUAACUGAAAUUCACUCUUGACGCCCUCCACAGUCUUUCCAAGUUGGACUCUUCCUCUCAUCAGUACUAGUUGUCAAAUUUAAAAUGUAACAGUUAAAGAGUAUUCUAGUUUGACAAUUAGUAAGCAAUGAAUGUAUCAUCAGUACACUAGCUUUUUAUUAAUCCAUGUACACUGUAUAGUAUCUUGCAUCUGUUUUAAUAAAUUCUUUGCUUUAGUAAUAGAUUUUAUAUAAUGAAAUAAAGCUGUUGCCCUUGAACUGA
Symphalangus syndactylus (siamang) is the source of this 3481-nucleotide messenger RNA. RefSeq names its product dynein regulatory complex subunit 11 (gene DRC11). The record is from RefSeq and is a predicted model, not a curated record. Gene Ontology annotation, molecular function: ATP hydrolysis activity; ATP binding. Lineage: Eukaryota; Metazoa; Chordata; Mammalia; Primates; Hylobatidae.